AUGAGGAAUGAGGCUGCUCUCCAGCUGGGCUUCUUGGGCCUUUGUCUAACCCUGGCUUUCCUGGGAGGAGGAAUGGGACGCCAUAUUCCUGAUCCAGCACCAGUGAACUGUGCAUGGAGCCGCUGGUCAGAGUGGGGUCCGUGCGAUCCGUGUACGAAAAUUCACAGGCGUUCUCGGGGUGUAGAGGUGUUUGGUCAGUUUGGCGGUCAAGCUUGCCUCGGAGCGCUCGGGGACAAGGAGGCAUGCACAACAGAUGCUGUGUGUGAACUGGAGCCGCCCGCUGUGUGUGCCGCCACAGAGUUCCAGUGCGAGUCAGGUCCUUGCAUUAAGACCAGAUUAACGUGCAAUGGGGACUACGACUGUGAGGAUGGAUCAGAUGAGGACUGUGAACCUCUGCGUAAACCUUGUGGUUCACUGUUCUUGAAUAACAAUGAGCAAAGCAGGACAGCAGGAUACGGAAUCAACAUCUUGGGCUCAGGACCACGAAUGAUCCCCUUCAACAAUGAUUUCUUCAACGGGAGGUGUGAUCGAGUCAGGAAUCCCACCACUGCACAGUACGACAGGCUCCCCUGGAAUGUCGGUGUGCUCAGCUAUGAGACUGUUGCUGAAGAAACGGUUUCUCGAGAGAUCUAUGAGAACACCGACACACUUCUGAGGGAGCUCCUGGAGGAGGUCAGCUCGAAAGUUGACGUUGGCCUUUCCUUCAAAUUCACCCCCACUGAAGAAACCAUGCAGAAAUCUCCGGCGACAGAGCCGUCAGGAAGCGAAGACACGGGGGCACAGCCGUCAGGAAGUGGGAACACAGGGACAAAGGUGUCAGGAGGCGUGGGCCUGGAGGCACAGUUUGACAAGAAAAAUAUUAUUAAUGAUAUCUCCGAGUACACCAAAAUUAAGAACAAGAGCUUUAUGCGGGUGAAGGGACACGUACAGCUCAGUACCUACAGGCUGCGUUCCCGUGAGCUCCGGGUGGCUGAUGAAUUCUUGGAACAUGUCAAGUCCCUGCCUUUGCAGUAUGAGAAGGGUCUUUAUUUUGCUUUCCUUGAGGACUAUGGAACUCACUACACCAAAAAUGGGAGGUCUGGUGGCGAAUAUGAGUUGAUUUAUGUCCUCAACCAAGACACCAUCAAGACAAAAAAGGUGACGCAGAGAACGCUUCAAGAAUGCCUGAAGUUAGGCAUCACCGCAAACUUGGCCACGACUGGGGUUGACGCUGAGGGACAUGUUAGACCUGAGAACUGUAAAACUGUGUCCCCGAAAAAUACAAAUGAGACUUCAGGACAAGCACUGGUGGACAAGGUGAUGACAUCGGUCAAAGGAGGUACCCUAGAAACCGCUGUUGCUAUGCGGGCCCAAUUAAAUAAGGAUGGACUCAUGGACGUACAGACAUUCCAGAACUGGGCCCGGACGAUCGCCGAUUCCCCUGCACUUCUGCAAAGUGAGCCGGAGCCCAUCUAUUCAUUAGUUCCGUUGGACAUACCUGAUGCCAACACCAGGAUAGCCAACCUAAAGCAGGCCACUGCAGACUACGUGGCAGAGUAUAAUGUGUGCAAGUGCAAGCCCUGCAAAAACGGAGGCACCCUUGCUCUGCUGGACGGAAAGUGCAUUUGCCUGUGCCCUCACCUGUAUGAAGGCUUGGCCUGCCAGAAUUUCAAACCAGAUAAAAAUCCUGUAUCUGGUACUACAGCUGCAGCUCCAGCAACCGAUGUUGCUGAUGAAGGCAACUGGUCCUGCUGGUCUGGCUGGUCUGACUGUAAGGCAGGUAAACGCACCAGGAGCCGCAGCUGCAACACAGACGGUGUCAGUGGCCUCACCUGCAGAGGAGAGGACGCCAGUGAAGAAUUCUGCUGA
Molecule: messenger RNA, 1848 nt
Organism: Myripristis murdjan (pinecone soldierfish)
Lineage: Eukaryota; Metazoa; Chordata; Actinopteri; Holocentriformes; Holocentridae
Gene: c9
Product: complement component 9
Exons: 11
Coding region: 1-1848 (615 amino acids)
Biological process (GO): complement activation
Cellular component (GO): membrane attack complex
Molecular function (GO): protein binding
Source: RefSeq, a predicted model, not a curated record